UUCCAGUAUCAUUUGCCACAGUUCUCCGGAGUAUGGCAAACAUAUUUUGAUCCUUCAGAAGGUCAGAAUUAGACAAUGAAGCACUCCGACGUUACUGGCACGCUACUUUGGGUAGUGGUGGUGUGUAGCCUUGUGGAAUUCGACCAUGUCUCGGCAUCGGUGGGCGUCAUGAAAGUCACAGUAAGCGGAGGGCGGUGCCUGUCUCCCUACGGGCCGCUUGCAGCGGACCAGAGCUUCAAUCCCCCUGGUGAUUGCGCGCGGAUCACCUGUGACGCAGAAAACGAAAUGCUGCACAUCGAACGGUGCAUCGCUUCGAACAAGAAAGGAUGGCGCAGUCGACUUCCCAGUGAUACGUCAGGCAAUCGUAUGGUUUUUCCCGAUUGCUGUUUGGAGAGGCUGUUUUGAAGGGAAAUAAAGAUAAAGAAGCA
Rhipicephalus microplus (southern cattle tick) is the source of this 428-nucleotide messenger RNA. RefSeq lists its product as uncharacterized. Lineage: Eukaryota; Metazoa; Arthropoda; Arachnida; Ixodida; Ixodidae. The record is from RefSeq and is a predicted model, not a curated record.